Messenger RNA from Phyllotreta striolata, 1521 nucleotides. The record is from the annotation of a GenBank genome assembly. NCBI's taxonomy places the organism in Eukaryota, Metazoa, Arthropoda, Insecta, Coleoptera, Chrysomelidae.
UUUUAAAAAAAUACAUAACUUAUGAUAAAAUACAUCACUAUCACUAUCACGAGAAACCUAUCGAAUAUAAAGACUGGUUAUUCCAUUACAUUCCUUUAGUAUUAAUUAAGAACUUUCAGUAUUAAGAAUUCCAGCCAACAAUGUCUGCUAAAACAGGAAAAGUUCAUUCGACUGUGUAUGUUGUAUUCGUUUCGUUGUUAUUAGAUUUAUUAGCGUUUACCAUGAUCCUUCCUCUCUUGCCUUCCUUGUUAGAUCAUUAUAAAGAAAACGACAGUAAUGGCUUGUAUCACUGGCUCUCCGGUAAUAUUCGAGACUUUCAGUUACUGGUCGGAGCUCCGGAAAGAUUCAACUCGGUCCUACUCGGAGGUUUCUUGGGCUCCUUGUUCAGUUUUCUGCAAUUUCUCGCGGCGCCCGUGUUUGGUGGCAUGUCAGAUGUUAUGGGACGAAAGAAAGUUAUGAUUAUUUGCCUAGUAGGUAUAUCGGCUUCGUACGUUUUAUGGGCGUUGUCUAAAAAUUUGGUGAUAUUUAUCAUUGCGAGAUUCCUGGGCGGCAUUAGCAAGGGAAAUGUUUCUUUAAGUAUGGCAAUAAUUGCAGAUGUUUCGAGUAAUGAGACUCGGAAUAAAGGCAUGGCGUUAGUAGGAAUUGCUUUUUCGUUAGGUUUUAUCGUUGGGCCCUUGAUCGGUGCAAUUUUUGCUAUUUGGGCCAAGCAACGAUCUGACGAGUGGUUCGUGGUACCUGCACUUUUUGCUUUAUUUCUGUCGCUGGUUGAUAUGGUUUUUUUCAUCACUUACUUCAAGGAAACAUUACCUAAGGAAAAGCGUGCCAAAAUGAAAAUGACAUUCAAGAAAAUUAGAGAACUGAUAAACGUCCGGGAUUUAUUCCAGUUUACCGCUGUUACGGGCGUUGCGCCACAAAACAAGAAAAUGUUACGUUUGUUGGGAUUAGUUUAUUUCGUUUAUUUGUUCAUAUACAGCGGUUUGGAGUUCACUCUUACUUUCUUGACACAUCACAUGUUCAACUACACCGCAAUGCAACAAGGAUGGAUGUUUUUUGUUAUAGGACUUAUAAUGGCUGUUAUACAAGGUACUUACGUGAGAAAAAUACACCCAAGCCAAACAAACGUAACUGCUGUACGAGGCUUGUGGUUGAUCAUUCCUUCAUUUGUGUGCGUUGGAAUUGCCUUCGAAUUCUUUUUGUUCUAUUUUGGGUUGUUACUUUUUUCUGUUUCAACUGCUUUGGUGCAUCCAAGUAUUAUGACAAUGGCUUCCGAAUACGGUACUGAACAGCAGAAAGGUACUGUUAUGGGAAUAUUUAGAUCUCUGGGAGCGCUAGCGAGGGCUUCGGGCCCGAUUUUUGCGAGCAUUGCAUUUUGGAGCGUUGGCUCCAGGAUUACUUACAUCACAGGAUCAGUAUUAUUGCUAUGGCCUGCAUUUACUCUAAGUAAAUUAAAAUAAUUUAUACAAUUUAACAUAUUUUUUUAUAAAUAUAUUUUUACAAAUAAAUUUAUAUAUACAUACACAU